Molecule: messenger RNA, 180 nt
Organism: Plasmopara halstedii
Lineage: Eukaryota; Oomycota; Peronosporomycetes; Peronosporales; Peronosporaceae
Exons: 2
Coding region: 1-180 (59 amino acids)
Source: RefSeq, a predicted model, not a curated record
AUGUUGCUUUUGCAAGAUAAUUGGUUUAAAAACGUUAGGUGGGAAUGUGAGCGUUGCAGUUGUAAUACGGACAACACGACAUCACGGUUGGACAAGGAUAUUGAACAAUCGAAUUCGCAAAUUGGGGCUAUCUGGUGGCAUAAGUGGGGCAAGGAUGAGAAGAUUGUAGCAGCGGUGUGA